This is a messenger RNA of Pogona vitticeps (central bearded dragon), 3297 nucleotides long. The record is from RefSeq and is a predicted model, not a curated record. NCBI's taxonomy places the organism in Eukaryota, Metazoa, Chordata, Lepidosauria, Squamata, Agamidae.
CUGGCUGCCGGGCCCGACCGCGGCGGCGUGUCCGACGCCCGGCGGCUCUUGGCCCUGGCUUAUCCUGAGCGCGGGAGAUUGGCAGCUGCAGUUGGUUUUCUGACUGUUUCCAGUGUCAUCACUAUGUCUGCCCCCUUUUUCUUGGGGAAAGUUAUUGACGUCAUUUACACAAACCCCACUGGUGACCUCACAGAUAACUUAUCCAACCUCUGUGCCUUGCUAAGUGGAAUAUUUUUCUGUGGUGCUGCCGCCAAUGCAACCCGUGUCUACCUCAUGCAGACUGCAGGACAAAGAAUUGUGAAACGUCUGAGAACAACGAUAUUCUCCUCCCUCUUGAAACAAGAAACAGCUUUUUUUGAUAAAACCAGCACUGGAGAGCUGAUUAAUCGCUUAUCUUCAGAUACAGCACUCUUGGGCCGUUCAGUCACUGAAAACCUCUCUGAUGGGCUAAGAGCUGGUGCCCAAGCCUCUGUUGCAGUUGGGAUGAUGUUCUUUGUAUCCCCCAAACUUGCAACAUUCGUUCUGAGUGUGGUGCCACCUCUGGCUUUCAUAGCUGUGAUAUAUGGAAGAUACUUACGAAAACUGACUAGAAUGACCCAGGAUUCCCUUGCAGAUGCAACACAGAAGAUGUUGCUUAAAAGAUUGUUGUGGAACACAUGCUAUUCUUUCAGCAAUUUUUCCUCUCCCCCCCCCUUUCUUUCUCAGACUGGAUUAUCUGGGAAUUUGAUUGUGCUCUCUGUCCUGUACAAAGGAGGAUUAUUGAUGGGCAGUGCUCACAUGACUGUUGGUGAACUGUCUUCUUUCUUAAUGUAUGCCUUCUGGGUUGGCAUAAGCAUUGGAGGCUUAAGCUCGUUCUAUUCUGAGCUGAUGAAAGGAUUAGGUGCAGGAGGGCGUCUGUGGGAGCUUAUUGAUCGAAAGCCAGAACUUCCUUUUAAUGAGGGACGAGUAUUAAACCAGGAUGAUUUCAGAGGUGCUCUGGAGUUCAAAAGUAUCCAGUUUGCAUAUCCAGCUCGUCCAGAAGCUUUAGUUUUUCAAGACUUUACCCUUUCCAUCCCAGCGGGCUCUGUCAUGGCACUGGUUGGCCCAAGUGGCUCUGGCAAAUCAACUGUAGUGUCUCUCCUGCUUAGGCUCUAUGACCCAGUCUCAGGAAGCAUCACUGUUGAUGGUGUCGAUAUUCGUCAGCUAAACCCUCUCUGGUUUAGGACUAAAAUUGGAACAGUAAGUCAGGAGCCCAUUCUCUUCUCAUGCUCCAUUGCUGAAAAUAUUGCCUAUGGUUCUGAGAACCCUUCUGCAGUAACUAUUGAAGAAAUUGAGAAAGUUGCUGAGAUUGCAAAUGCUUCUGGUUUUAUUCGAGAUUUUCCAAAAGGAUUUGAUACAUUAGUUGGGGAAAAAGGUGUUCUUCUUUCAGGUGGGCAAAAACAACGAAUUGCAAUUGCCCGAGCUCUUCUCAAGAAUCCAAAAAUUCUUCUUCUUGAUGAAGCAACAAGUGCUUUGGAUGCUGAAAAUGAAUUCCAAGUCCAAGAAGCAUUAGAUCGGCUCAUGGAAGGGAGAACUGUACUGAUUAUUGCUCACCGUCUCUCCACUAUUCAGAAUGCUAACUCUGUUGCAGUUCUUGAUCAAGGCAGAAUUAUUGAGUGUGGAAAACAUGGGACAUUGCUUGCAAACCCAAAUGGACUUUUCAGCAGACUAAUGAAGAAACAAUCUUUUAUCCAGAAUAGUGAUAGUUUUGUGUUAAAUAUUAAAUCCUGAUGGACAAAUAUUUUUAAAGAAUAAAAUAUGGAAAAACUAUGUAUGUAAUACAUUUCCAAGAGUUUUAAAUUAUGAUUCCAUUUAUGUACAGUAAAUGUAUUUAUAUAUUUUUCCACUGUGUUUCAAGUAUUUGAAAACUUGCUUGUACUUUUUAUUCACAGCAUCUAAAUAUAUUGUGAAGUUAUCAAGCAAAUUUUUCAUAUUGUAAUUCUUUGAUUAUUUUAUUAUGGGUAUGGUUGCCAUGAUAGGGAUCUUUACUGAUUUUUCGUCUUAAGGCUUUGCAACUUCCUUUUGGUUUUUCAGCCUGGUCUGAGAUUGCAGAAAAUCAAAGCCACAAUAAAUUCUAUAAUCCUUUUUAAGUUACUAGAUUGAAGUAAGAGAUGUUCAUAGUACUUUUCAUUCACAGUUGGAGAAGGAGGUGAUUUAUACCGUUUUCUCCUACAUAUUUAGUAAAUCUCCUUCAGAGUAUUAGAGGACCCUCCAGAACAUUGUUACUGGAUGGUAGGAACUGACAGACAAAGUUAAAGAGAACUUGCUAACUAUGGAGAAAGAGAGACAGAACUGUAUAGAGUUAAAUGUGUGUGUAUGUAUUUUAAAAUAUGUAUAUAUACAAUCCUGUGUCAGCCCCAGUCCAUUAGACAGAAAGCACUUCCACAGAAGAAUCCAAGCUGUUGGAAUUAAAUCAGAAGUUUUGACAUGUCUCCUCAGUCUGCAUGCCAUUUGGACUACCUCUUGUGGUGUUUAAGGAAGGAGCAGAAGACAGGUGUUGAAGCAACUACUUUGUAUGAAGGAGGCUUAAGGUUCCACCACUGGUACCUUGCUGGACUCACUCCCAUAUAACUGCAUUGAAUUGCCAGCAUACCAUUUUUUUUGUUCUUGGGUCAUAAGUUACAGGAUGGUAGAAAUAAAAAUCCAACAUUUGCUACAAAAUAGGAAGCAUAUUUAUUUAGAUGUAUAUUAGAUAUUGCUAAUUUUAAAGAAUACUUUAUUUCAUGUAGAAGGAGAACAAAACUAUUUGAAUAUUUCAUUCUGCUAUUAAGUAUCUUUUCCUCAGCAAAAGAACAGGAGUCUUUUUAAUAUAAAAUAUUUAAAAAGUAGUAUCCUUGCUGCUUUUAAAACUGAGUGUCCUUCUCCAGCUUUGUUAAUUUUAUUAGAGAUUUCAUGUGAUUAGAUUACAUGGAAACAAGUAACAACUGAAAAGGAAAUAAAUAUGUCUCACUUUCAAAGUAGAUAUGUCAUGGUCAAUGUACCCUCUAAUUUUCAGCCCUGCUGGGCGGGUCUCCGCCUCUCUCACACAUGACUACACCUCUGUGUGAUUCUUUUGAAGUUGCCACCUUACUGAACUUUUAUACACUUGAAUAUAGUUUCUUCUCAAGUUGAGAUCAGAUUUUCAUAUUUUGUUGUAAGAGCAUUUCAAAACAUAUUUAAUAAAAUAUGAGCACAUAGAGGCUGGUGAAACAGUGGACCUCCAGAUAUUGAAUGGUAAUUUCCGUUGUGGUUGGACCUGAUCAGAAUUGGCAUUCAGGUUUUCAAGUUUUUUGACAGAAC